This is a messenger RNA of Sander lucioperca (pikeperch), 3071 nucleotides long. RefSeq names its product protein mono-ADP-ribosyltransferase PARP12-like. The coding region runs from base 62 to 2428 and encodes 788 amino acids. The record is from RefSeq and is a predicted model, not a curated record. Lineage: Eukaryota; Metazoa; Chordata; Actinopteri; Perciformes; Percidae. Gene Ontology annotation, molecular function: metal ion binding; NAD+ poly-ADP-ribosyltransferase activity. The transcript is spliced from 13 exons.
UGCUGUCUUGUUUGGAGGUGGAAGGAAACCCAAGGAAACGGAAAAGAAGAGCGUCAAAAUAAUGGAGUCGGAAAUAUUGAAGAUCAUCUGCGCCAAUCAAGGAUCAGUUGACACUGAUUAUUUGAUAUUGAAUCUCGGCUCAGGCGAUGAAAUUCAUAAUAUCAUUAGUAACCGAGAUAGAUUUGCUUUGUGUAGUCCUUUCGGGCAGCCGAAGGUGGUGGCCAGGACCAGACUGAAACUGUGCAGAGUCAGAGAGUGUCCGGGAUCAUGCAGGGCGCUGCACCUGUGUAAAAAGUUCCUCCUCACCGGAUCCUGCCCGUUCACACGGUCGAGGACAGGAUGCAGAUUCUCCCAUGAGCUAGACUCUGAUCACAAUGCGGGGUUACUGCGAGAGCAUGAGCUGGAGAGUCUGAGCCGGGCCGAACUGUGCACACUGCUGCUGCAGAGCGACAACUGGCUUCUGCCUGAUAUUUGUCGUCAUUACAACAAUGGUGGCGGGGAGUUUGGCUUGUGUCAGGAGGGUUUCGCCUGCAAGAGACUGCAUAUCUGUGAGAGGUUCCUGAACCGCGACUGCACCUGCUCCAAGGCUCAUGAUUUUAAUGCUCCACAGCCAUACAAGAGCCUGCAGGAGAAAGGCGUUCCUGAAGACCUCACUCAUUCCCUGAAGUCUGUUUAUGCAAACAUAUUUGCUUUGAAGUACACUGACAGAAGGCAACAAAAUCUUCCCAACAACACUGACGCGAACAGCGACGAUGGCCUGAAUUACAGAGUGAGAGGGAGAGGUAACGGGGGCAACAGAGGCAACAGGGGAAAUAGAGGCAACAGAGGCAACAGGGGCAAUAGAGGAAAUAGAGGAAACCCAGGCAACCAUCAACCGGCACAACGAACCUCUUCCACUGAUGACAUCCUUGCUGAAAUCAACGCCUUAAAUCCUUACAGCGACGAUGGAAUGAACGAUUGGCUAAACUCUUCCACCAGUGACAUCUCCGUUGCUGCCAGCGGCACCGAUGUGAGCAGCGACGAUGGUCAGAAAAAAAAACAAAAUCCGAAUAAAACUUCAACAGCUGUCAGAGAGAAAGGCGGGAACAUAGGCAGACCAUCAACCAGUUCCACUAAUGACAACCCCGGUUCUGUCAUCGACGAUGCAAACGCCGAGGAUGGACCGAACAGAAGACAAAGGCAAAGGCCUGUUAGAGAUAAAACUGAGAUAUGCAUGUUCUUCAUCAAAGGAAACUGUAUACAUGAGGAACGAUGUUUUAAAGCUCACGACAAGAUGCCGUACAGAUGGGAGGUCAGAGAGGACGAUCAAUGGACCGCCUUGACUGAUAAUGAAAAUGAGGCGAUUGAGAAGGACUACUGUGACCCUAAAAACACAUACAGUCAGCACCCCUACAGCACCCCACCUGUGCAUUUUGACACAAUGACCCGUGGAUCGAACAAAGUCCGACGACUCUCUACCACAAACUCUUUGCUUGAGCCAACCUUCAUCCACACCACUGAGUGGGUUUGGUACUGGGAGGAUGAGUUCGGAAAGUGGAACAUGUACGCUUCAGCUGCUGGUGGAUGCAAAGUAGCAGACGUAGACAGUCCUACACUGGAGCAGAAGUUUCUGGACAAUGACAAAGAUGUGGUGGAGUUCACCGCUGGUUCACAGUCAUACUCACUCAGUUUCCAGGACAUGAUACAGACAAACAAGCAGUAUGGCACCAAGAGGCUCGUGAAAAGACGGCCGCUGUUUGUCUCCGCAGCUGAUGUCAAAUCAAAGAAAACGAGAAAGCCUCCUGGUCAACUAAAUUUGACCGCUGUACCCGACCACUGGGACAAGACACAGAUUCCUCAAACAGGAUACAAGCGAGUCCCCCUGCAACGCUCCUCGGAUGAAUUUAAGGAGAUUGAAACUCUUUUCUGUAAAACCAUGAGAGGCUUUGACAUUGUCCAAAUUGAGAGGAUUCAGAACAAAGCUCUUUGGGAAGUCUUUCAGUGGCAGAAAAAGCAGAUGAAGAUCAACACCAAGCGACCCUAUGUGACUGAAAAAAAGCUUUUUCAUGGCACUGACUCUAAAUACGUAGAUGUCAUCUGUCACACCAACUUUGACUGGAGAAUCUGUGGAACUCAUGGAACAGUUUAUGGCAAAGGUAGUUACUUUGCCCGGGAUGCAGAAUACUCCCACAGCUACACCGGUGACUCUGAUGUCAAAUCCUUGUUCAUCUCACGGGUGCUGGUGGGAGAUUACACCAGAGGGUCCUCCGACUACGUCCGACCUCCUUCUAAGGACGGUGGAGACAUAAACUUCUUUGACAGCUGCGUCGACGACGUUAUAUCCCCUUCCAUCUUUGUUGUGUUUGAGAAGCACCAGAUCUACCCCGAGUAUCUGCUGCAGUACAAGACCACGCAACCAAAGACCUCUGAUUCCUGUGUCAUUGCUUAGGGACAAAGCUGUAAGACCCAAAGACAAGGCCUUUUGGUAAUGAGGCAAUGAUAUCCUUUGAAAUGUGAGGAGUAGAGUGGCUUCAAUGCAGUAGUGUCACUUAGACUGUUUAUUUAAUUAGAAGACUGUAUAACACUAGAAUGAUUAAUCCCACGUAUAAAAACAGUGCAGUAGAAAGAACUACAGUGAACAGGAAAUAUUAAUGACAGAUCUGCCAAGUUCAUAAAUCCAAAUGUAACACAACUUUUCAAUUUCCAGAAAAUCUGCAGAAGAAAAUGCAAAUGAAUGUGCCUUUCCAUCCACUGUUGUUAUGCGAAUAUUAGGAGAUAAACGGUUGGUGGCACUAAUUCUCUAGUCGGGUGACAUGAAAGCAUUGCAGUAGAAGAGGGCGCAAGAAGAUGACGUGCUGUAAGGCGUCAAACUUCAAAUGAACGAAAACCACGUCGAAAACGCAACUGAAAUAAAGCAUUUCUGUUUGGUUCAUGUUUUAGUAGUAAUAUAAUAGGGCUGUCAAAAUGAACACGAUAAUAACGAGUUAACGCAAAUUCCUUUUAACGUUACUAAUUUCACACACGUGCGUUCUGUGAUUUGGGCUGCUCUAUAGUUUGGGAAACCAGGAAACAGCAGCUGUAACCAGAGUUUA